This is a messenger RNA of Sphaeramia orbicularis (orbiculate cardinalfish), 2395 nucleotides long. RefSeq names its product leucine-rich repeat-containing protein 47-like. Gene Ontology annotation, molecular function: RNA binding; phenylalanine-tRNA ligase activity; protein binding. Lineage: Eukaryota; Metazoa; Chordata; Actinopteri; Kurtiformes; Apogonidae. Gene Ontology annotation, biological process: phenylalanyl-tRNA aminoacylation. The record is from RefSeq and is a predicted model, not a curated record.
CAUACAGUGCUGGAGUGGAGAGUUGAGCAGCAUGGAUGGUACGGAGAAAUGGGCAGAAAUAGAGAGAGCAGCGUCGGAAAAGAGACGGGAGCUAGUUUUACAAGGUUCUGUCAUCGAAAAGAUAGGGUGUGCGGGAGGCCUCAGCCCUGCCGUCUAUUCCCUCACACUGCUGAACUACCUGGAGGUGAGCCAGUGCCCCAGUCUGACACACAUCCACCAGGACAUCCGGCAGCUCACCAACCUCCAGAGCCUCAUCCUCUGCAGGAACAAGCUCUCCCGUGUCCCCGAGGCCGUCGGAAGCUUGAGGUUCUUGAAGGUCCUGGAUCUUUCAGUCAACAACCUGCGGCUUUUACCGGAAGGAAUCACCCAUCUGAGGGAGCUCAAGACUCUCAAUGUGAGCUGUAACAGCCUGGAGGUCCUGCCAGAAGGACUGAGGCCGCUGCUCCAAGCUCUGCACCAUCACAUGUCCAAGAACCUCCUCAGCAGCUUCCCCCCUGACCUCUGUUCAGAGGCGCUGGAGCUGCUCAGCACCCUGGAGGCCUCGGACAACUGCAUAGAAGAGCUGAGUGCAGAUGUGAGCAAGCUACCUGCUCUGAAGGUACUGGACUUGUCCAACAACAAGCUCCAUGAGCUCCCCCCAAGCCUGAGCGACUGCCCCAAACUAAAGGAGAUCAAUUUCAAAGGCAACAAGCUAAGUGACAAGCGCCUGGAGAAGAUGGUCAGCGGCUGCCAGACCAAAUCCAUCCUGGACUACCUUCGAGGAAAAGCCCGACAAGCAGAGGAGGGAGGCAAGGCGGACGGAGGGCGCGCUGCAGACAAGAAGAAGAAGCAGCAGCAGAAGAAGAAGAGGGACAAGGUGGCAGAUGAACAGGAAGAGGUGGAGGAGCUGAACAAGAUGGUUGUGAGGGUCCUCCAUGUUUCAGAAGCUCCCACAGCGCUCACAGUCCAAGUGAGCGCAGAGGUGAAGGAUGUUCGGCCUUACUUGGUGUGCUGUGUGGUUCGGGGCAUGAACCUUAAGCCUGGGAAUGCUCUGAAACGGUUCCUGAUGGCUCAGACACAGCUUCAUGAAGACAUUUGUGGUAAAAGAACCACUGCAACCAUUGCGACUCACGAUGUGGAGCUUCUCAAAGGUCCCCUGACUUACAGCGUUAAACCACCAACCCAGCUGAAGAUCGUGCCACUUGGUCGGAAGGAAAUGUCGGCAGUGGAGUUGAUGAGACACCUUCAGCUGGAGGCCAGUGAGCUAAGGAAGCAGAAGAAGAGGCAGAACGUUACUGGACUUCACAAAUACCUGCAACUUCUCCAGGGGAAAGACCUCUAUCCCUGCCUAGUGGAUGCAGAAGGUCAUGUGAUCUCAUUCCCACCAAUCACCAACAGUGAGAAAACUAAGAUCAGGAAGACCACCAAAGAGCUGUUCUUGGAGGUGACCAGUUCAACAAGCCUGCAGAUCUGUAAAGAUGUCAUGGACACUCUGAUUGUGAAAAUGGCGGAGUUGAACAAGUUCACGGCAGAGAAUCAGGAGGAGGCAGGCUCAGACAGGGAAGGGGAUGGUGCCCCUGAGCCCGAGGGUGGCCACGCCUCCAGCGAACUGAUAGUCCAGCAGGUCCGGACAGUUGACCAGGAUGGAAACCUGAAGGUCGUCUACCCAUCGAAGACCGAUCUCACCAAAGACAUCAGCAACUUGAUGGUUGUCUGGUAGUGGAGUUGGAUCUGUACGUUCAUUCACAUGAAGUCAGCUGAAGGAAGUCAUAUCUUUGCAUUUUUGUCACAUGAAAACAAACUAAUCAGCCACUGAGUCAGUCAGUCAGUUCAGGGAGCAGUGAGAUGAACAUUUCAGCUUUGAAAACCCAUAUAGGCUCCUAUUUUAAUAAAUCAUUUUACAUUAUCUAUGUGAUUUAAAAAAAAAAAAAAAAAAAACUGGGCAAAAAUUGUGUAUUUCCAUUAUUUCAACUCCAUUGAUUGGUCAGUUAUUUAGUUAAACUCACUCUGUAGAGCGGAUAGAUUUGUACGACUUAACCCUUUAAACUGCAGCAAAUAAUGGCCAAGUCAGGCCCUGUUUAAAUGACAAAGGCUUUGUUGUAUGUCAGCCUCCUGUUUACCCAGAAAUGUCAUUUUAGAUUACCUAAACUGGAAACUUUUGAAUACUGCCUCCAGUGGAACAGCCGUUUUCGUCAUGUCAACAGGAAAGACAGACUUUUCAGAUGUCACAUACUUUUGUUUUCAGAUGAAACGUGUAAACAGGACCUCUGCCUGAAUAAAGUUCAUUUCUGUUAUUUCAUAUGAAAUGUGACUUUUUUUGUAGGUUUAAUUGUUCACUUUGUUCUUGCACAUUCAGUGAUUUUGGUGGUCCUGGGUAUCUGCGUCUACAUCUAACAAAAAUAAAACUAAAGCAACA